Argiope bruennichi is the source of this 921-nucleotide messenger RNA. RefSeq names its product cuticle protein 16.8-like. Gene Ontology annotation, molecular function: structural constituent of chitin-based larval cuticle. Lineage: Eukaryota; Metazoa; Arthropoda; Arachnida; Araneae; Araneidae. The transcript has 3 exons. The record is from RefSeq and is a predicted model, not a curated record. The coding region runs from base 140 to 787 and encodes 215 amino acids. Gene Ontology annotation, cellular component: chitin-based extracellular matrix.
UAUCUAAGGAACACCCUUAGUGCAGCCAAAAAACGACACCACCCUUUAUAGUAUAAAAAGACCUUUGGGGCCUCCCUCCUAGCAUCAAUCCAAUCUCUCAGGCAGCUACAGAAGUGAGAAAAAACACACUUCUAGCAAGAUGAUCGCCCUCCUCCUCUUGUGUUUCGCCGCAUCCACCCUGGCGCAAUCUACCACGCAGUACGCCACAACCGCUUCCCAGAUUGAAUCGGAACUCGGCAACACCUACAGCAGCUACCAGCCAGCAGCUCAACAACGAAGACCCGUCUACACAGCUCCCAGAGUCCCUGAAACAUACAGCUACCAACCUUACUCCUUCAACUACGUCGCACAAGGUGAAGACGGCUCCAGCUCCAGACAGGAAACUGGGGACAGCAGUGGUCGAGUCGUAGGUUCAUACACAAUCGCUGUCGAAGACGGUCGCCGUCGGGUCGUCGACUACGUUGCCGACCAGAACGGUUUCCGAGCCACCAUCGACACCAACGAACCUGGCACCGACGUCCAGAACCCAGCAGAUGUUGUCUUCCACUCUGCUGGUCUUGACAGCAGGACCCAGACAACUGCCUACCAGCCCUAUAGGCCAACCAACGCCUACAGGCCAAGACCUACCGGUCGAGUAUUCGCACAACCAGCUGCAUACACCCCUGUAGUGUAUCGUGGUGAUACCCAUGCUCCCUACUACCACUACGACAACUACGCCCAUGAUAGGCAUUCCGGACAUGCUUAUGCUUCCAUCUACAACAAUGAUCUCAGAUAUCACUGGCACUAAUGCUGUUUAUAUGCUUAAGCAUUGAAUUUAGACCCUGAUUGUGUAUAUGGACAGCUUGGUUUAUGUGUUCCGUGUAUUUAUGCUUGUAUUUUAAGGUUUUUCUUUUUCGCUAAUAAAAGCAAAUGUAUUUGUUA